AUGACUCCAGAGAAACAAAAGAGAAUUGAUGAAUUAACAUCUCAACUAUGGAGUGCCGGUUUGACUGGUCUGCUCAAAGGCUCCUUGAUUGGUUUAGUCAGUGGUUUUUACUUAAAUUAUAAGUAUAAUUUUGGACAUAAUGCUAAAUUUUUCAAUACCCCUUAUAAAAUCGCAUACCUUGUAAGUUGGAAUUUUAUUUGUAUUUCGUUUGCUGUUGAAACAGAAAAGGUCAAAAUGAGAAAGCAGCUUGCAAUGGAGGAGGAAAUCAAACGCAAUAUGUAUUUGGAGGACGAAUUGAAUAUCAAAAAGAAAUAG
This is a messenger RNA of Debaryomyces hansenii CBS767, 315 nucleotides long. RefSeq lists its product as uncharacterized. The record is from RefSeq and is a predicted model, not a curated record. Bases 1 to 315 code for a protein of 104 amino acids. The transcript has a single exon. Lineage: Eukaryota; Fungi; Ascomycota; Pichiomycetes; Serinales; Debaryomycetaceae.